UAAAGGUAGCAAACUCAAUAAUCUUGUGAAAUGGGAUGCAGUUGCAAAAGCCCUACAGCAUGGAGGCCUUGGAAUUGGUAAUCUGAAAAAUAAUAAUUUAACACUUCUAUUUAAAUGGAAUUGGAGAUUCUUGAAUGAACAAGACUCUACGGUGCAAAGUGGUUAAAAGCAUACAUGGAGUAGAUCCUCAUUAUUGACAUACUUCUGGAAAGUUUGGUUUGAGUUUGAGAAGCCCUUGGAUUAGCAUAUCAAAGACUUGGAGCGAAUUCGGCCCCUUGGUUAGAUUUAAACUUGGCAAUGGUUGUAACAUUUUCUUUUUGGCUUGAUUCUUGUGUUCAGAUUGUGCUUUUAAGAUGAGCUUUCCAAGACUUUUUCGCAUUGCUUCAAUCCCAAAUGGGAGUGUUAAUGAUCAUUGGGAUGUGGCUACUUGCACUUGGAAUUUUCUGUUCCGAAGGCUAUUAAAAGAAGAGGAGAUAAUUGAAUUCCAACAGCUACUAUGCCAGGUUGAAGGAGUUGGGGUUAAUCAAUCUUCUGAUUCAAGGCUUUGGUCCUUGGAUGCUUCAGGGAGGUACUCGGUCAAUGUCUAAGCAUCUGAAUGAUUCUUCUCCUAUUGACGAGCAGUUAUUUCAUGCUUUUUGGACUAAAGGUCCAAAGAGAGUUAACAUACUGUCAUGGAUUGUGAUAUAUGGAUGUCUUAAUUGCUCGGGAACUUUGCAGCAUAAGCUUUGGGACCAAUUUUUGCCCCCUUCUAUUUGUCCACUUUGUUUAGCAAAUGGUGAAGAUUUGCAGCAUCUGUUGAUUACUUGCUCAUUUUUCAGCAUUUGUUGGCUGAAGUUAUUCUCUUAUUUAAACUAACAUUGGGUUUUUGGGCAAUUAAUUAGGGAGAACGUCUCUCAAUUGUUGGUUGGUCCGUAUUAUCCUCCAAAGCCUAGAUUCUUUGGUCCAAUGCAGUUAAAGUCUUGAUUUAAGAGACUUGGUUUGAACGCAAACAGAGAGUAUUUCAUUGUAAGCCUUCUGAUUGGUCAGAUUGUUUUGGUUUGGUCGUCUCCUUGCUUCUUCUUGGUGUGCUCAAUCCAAGCUAUUUGCAGAUUACUCAAUUCAAGAUAUAUGUCUUAAUUGGAAUGCAUUUAUCUCAUCUAUAUAGUUUUGUAUCUAAGACUUACUGAUUUCAUGUAUUGGGAUAUGAUGAGGGUACUAUGGAUGUCAACCUAGUUGAGAUACCCAGCAUGGAGUUCCUUUCUAGAUCUUCGGGAGGAGAUGGUCCUCUUGUGGCCUUUGGUGGAGUAGAUGGUGUUAUCAGGGUCCUUUCAAUGCUAACCUGGAAGCUGGUGCGCAGAUAUACUGGAGGUCACAAAGGAUCAAUCUCCUGUUUGAUGACCUUCAUGGCUUCCUCGGGUGAGGCACUUCUGGUAUCUGGUGCUAGUGAUGGCUUACUUGUACUCUGGAGUGCAGACAACAGCCAAGAUUCACGAGAACUUGUACCAAAACUAAGCUUAAAAGCACAUGAUGGUGGGGUAGUGGCUGUUGAACUUUCCAGAGUGAUUGGAGGUGCUCCACAGCUUAUCACGAUUGGUGCGGACAAAACACUUGCAAUUUGGGAUACUAUCUCUUUUAAGGAACUGCGUCGCAUUAAACCUGUUCCAAAAUUUGCCUGCCAUAGUGUUGCAUCUUGGUGUCAUCCUCGAGCUCCGAACCUUGAUAUUCUCACUUGUGUUAAAGAUUCCCACAUAUGGGCUAUCGAGCACCCCACGUACUCAGCUCUCACAAGACCACUUUGUGAACUUUCUUCCCUUGUCCCUCCUCAAGUACUUGCUCCAAACAAGAAAGUUAGGGUUUACUGUAUGAUUGCUCAUCCAUUACAACCUCAUCUUGUUGCUACUGGAACCAAUAUUGGUGUUAUCAUCAGUGAACUUGAUGCUAGAUCUCUUCCAGCAGUAGCUCCUCUUCCAACUCCAUCAGGCGGACGAGAGCAUUCUGCUGUUUAUAUUGUUGAAAGGGAGCUAAAGUUGCUAAAUUUUCAGUUGUCUCACACUACAAAUCCAUCUUUGGGAAAUAAUGGAUCCUUAUCUGAAGGAGGAAGGUUAAAGGGAGAUGAGCUGCUACAAGUCAAGCAGGUCAAAAAACACAUCAGCACUCCAGUUCCACAUGAUGCGUAUUCAGUUCUUUCCGUUAGCAGUUCCGGAAAGUACCUUGCUAUAAUUUGGCCUGAUAUUCCGUACUUUUCCAUCUACAAAGUAAGUGACUGGUCCAUUGUUGAUUCUGGAAGUGCGAGGCUUUUGGCCUGGGAUACAUGUCGAGACAGGUUUGCAUUACUGGAAUCUGCUAUACCUCCUAGAUUUCCUGUAAUUCCCAAGGGGGGAUCAUCAAGGAGAGCAAAGGAGGCUGCAGCAGCGGCAGCACAAGCGGCUGCAGCAGCUGCUUCUGCUGCUUCCUCAGCCAGUGUUCAAGUUCGUAUAUUACUUGAUGAUGGGACAUCAAACAUAUUGAUGAGGUCUAUAGGUAGCCGCAGUGAACCGGUUGUUGGUUUGCAUGGUGGGGCUCUUCUUGGAGUUGCAUAUCGAACAUCUAGGAGAAUUAGUCCUGUUGCUGCCACAACAAUUUCAAUGAUGCCUUUAUCAGGAUUUGGCAACAGUGGUGUUUCUUCCUUUACAAGUUUUGACGAUGGUUUUUCAUCCCAUAAAUCUUCAUCUGAAACAACACCACCAAACUUUCAAUUGUAUAGCUGGGAAACUUUUCAGCCUGUUGGUGGGCUUCUGCACCAGCCAGAAUGGACUGCAUGGGACCAAACUGUUGAAUAUUGUGCUUUUGCAUAUCAGCAUUACAUUGUCAUAUCUUCUUUGCGGCCUCAGUAUAGAUACUUGGGAGACGUAGCAAUUCCAUAUGCUACUGGAGCUGUUUGGCACCGUAGACAACUGUUUGUGGCUACUCCGACUACCAUAGAAUGUGUUUUUGUGGAUGCUGGAGUUGCGCCCAUUGACAUUGAGACGAGAAGGAUGAAAGAAGAGAUGAAGUUGAAAGAUGCACAAGCUAAAGCCAUUGCUGAGCAUGGGGAGUUAGCUCUUAUCGCUGUAGAUGGUCCUCAAACUGUUACCCAAGAAAGGAUAACGUUGAGGCCCCCAAUGCUUCAGGUCGUGCGAUUAGCAUCAUUUCAGCAAGCUCCUUCUGUACCACCAUUUUUAUCAUUACCCAAACAGUCGAAAGCAGAUGCAGAUGAUUCAAUGAUGCAAAAAGAUUUUGAAGAAAGAAAAGCAAAUGAGAUAGCAGUUGGUGGUGGUGGAGUGUCAGUGGCAGUUACUCGUUUCCCAGCUGAGCAGAAACGUCCUGUCGGAUCUCUAGUUGUGGUUGGUGUUAGAGAUGGAGUUCUCUGGUUAAUUGACAGGUAUAUGAGUGCACAUGCUCUAUCCUUGAAUCAUCCUGGUAUCCGUUGUCGGUGUCUUGCUGCCUAUGGUGAUGCAGUCAGUGCUGUCAAAUGGGCAAGUAGGCUUGGUAGAGAGCAUCAUGAUGACUUAGCUCAAUUUAUGCUCGGUAUGGGUUAUGCUACGGAAGCUCUACAUCUGCCUGGAAUAUCUAAGAGAUUGGAAUUUGAUCUGGCUAUGCAAGGAAAUGAUUUAAAAAGAGCGCUUCAGUGUCUGCUUACUAUGAGCAACAGCAGGGACAUGGGCCAAGAUAAUGCAGGGCUUGAUUUGAAUGACAUUCUUAGCUUAACAACUAAAAAGGAAGAUAUGGUUGAAACGUUUCAAGGAAUUGUGAAAUUUGCAAAAGAGUUUUUGGAUUUGAUUGAUGCUGCGGAUGCUACUGGACAAGCUGAUAUUGCUCGUGAGGCCCUAAAGAGGUUAGCUGCUGCAGGCUCCUUGAAAGGUGCAUUACAGGGUCAUGUGUUAAGAGGAUUGGCUCUGCGAUUAGCAAAUCAUGGGGAGUUGACGCGACUGAGUGGAUUGGUAAGCAAUUUGAUCUCAGUCGGCUCGGGGCGCGAAGCAGCAUUUGCAGCAGCAGUUUUGGGAGACAAUGCUCUCAUGGAAAAAGCAUGGCAAGACACAGGAAUGCUGGCGGAAGCUGUGCUUCACGCUCAAGCUCAUGGGCGACCGACAUUGAAAAGCUUGGUCGAGUCUUGGAACAAGAUGCUACAGAAGGAGAUGGAGCACACCUCGUCAGAAAAGACUGAUGCCACAGCUGCAUUUUUUGCAUCCCUUGAGGAACCAAAACUCACAAGCUUGGCAGAUGCAGGUAAGAAGCCUCCAAUUGAAAUUCUUCCUCCAGGAAUGCCAACUCUUUCAUCUUCUAUUCUCGGUCCAAAGAAGCCAACGCCUGGAGCACAAGGUGCAUUGCAGCAACCAGCCAAGCAAUUACUGUUGGAGGCACCACCUGCUAAUCCACAACCACCACCAGAAGGUACACCGAUCCAAUCAGAACCAAGUGAACAGACUUUGGACGGUAAUGCCCCAACUUCAACAGCAGCUACGGACACAUCUCCGACUACUCCAGCAGAAAAUGUUCCUACAACAUCAAAUGGUUCAGAGCCAUUUGAUGUCCAAUUAGCGUCCUCAACACCAGUAGAGACUCAAAUACCACUGUCGUCUGUAAAUAAUACCGCACGUCCAGAGGCCGUGUUAGAGUCGCCUGAGGCUCAGAAUUCCUCUGUUCCAAAUUCAUCAUCCACAAACAAUGCACCGCCACCCUUAGAGGCCCCAUCUGAGGUGCCAGAGCUUCAGAAUACCCCUCUUCCAAACGUAUCACAAAUUUAAAAUCUAGCUACAGUUGAGUAUAGAAGGUGAGAUUGAUUUUGGUACCAGCUGUUGCGGCCUCUUGACCGAAGCACCAACCCACCUCACACCCAAGGGGUACUAACUAAUUGCUGAGUCCUCUCUGAACCGCAGGUUGUAAUGUAUUCUUCAUGUGUUUGAACUCUUGCCUAUUGUGCUAUAUAAAGUUGCAUAUAUUCUUUUGUUCGUUAUUGCAUCAGAACACAUUUCAUUAUAUAUACAGUUCAAUCUGUAAAUUUUUUCUGGUGUGAUUUUGUAAUUUAGUGUUAGCUAAAACGUAGGAUCGGUCUCGGGUUUUGACUUUCGUUUUACACUGUUCAAUAUAUUAGUUCUUAGUAUUUUUCCUUGUUUUA
Benincasa hispida (wax gourd) is the source of this 5113-nucleotide messenger RNA. Its product is annotated as Transducin/WD40 repeat-like superfamily protein. Gene Ontology annotation, molecular function: protein binding. NCBI's taxonomy places the organism in Eukaryota, Viridiplantae, Streptophyta, Magnoliopsida, Cucurbitales, Cucurbitaceae. The record is from RefSeq and is a predicted model, not a curated record.